This is a messenger RNA of Paraglomus brasilianum, 219 nucleotides long. Lineage: Eukaryota; Fungi; Glomeromycota; Glomeromycetes; Paraglomerales; Paraglomeraceae. The record is from the annotation of a GenBank genome assembly.
AUGAACGGAAAUAACGCUCAAAACGAUAUUCUCGCCGCUAUCGUUGAAACCCUUGAGAAGCUCAAGAUCUAUGGAUCCAAUCCAAACGACGGUCCAGCUGAAAUUGUCUUCAUAACUAAUAUAAGUGAUAUGAAAGAGCGUGCAGACGUCAACAUUGUAUAUGCGCUUGCAGCGUAUGUGGUAAAUCAAUUAACAGAGAGCAAAAUGGCUUAUUCGUAA